Molecule: messenger RNA, 1380 nt
Organism: Humulus lupulus (European hop)
Lineage: Eukaryota; Viridiplantae; Streptophyta; Magnoliopsida; Rosales; Cannabaceae
Exons: 3
Coding region: 1-1380 (459 amino acids)
Molecular function (GO): zinc ion binding
Source: RefSeq, a predicted model, not a curated record
AUGCUACAUGUGGUUCAAGUAGAUAAUUUAAAUGUACGACCAUUGCCAAGUCGUCAAGAAAGCCAAGGACGGAGGACUACUGGAUCAGAGAGCAGUCGUCCAACUACACAAGAUGAUGGAAAUAGAUGGAGUUCUCCAGCGUAUACUGCUAAAGAUAUCCCAUGCCCCUCUUAUGUUAUCCCCACGUUAUCUGGGGUGAGUUGUGGAGUAAUAGAAGUUGGGAAAGUUUUUGAGAACAACUUAGAGUUGAAGACAAAGGCACACUUGUAUGCAAUGAAGCAGAACUUCGAGUUUGUGGUGAAGAAGUCAGUCGCACUGGAUGCAAAUAACCAUCUAUAUCCAGUUGCAUUUGGUAUUGUGGAUAGUGAGAAUCAUGAUUCUUGGAAGUAUUUCAUGUCAAAGCUAAAAGAAGCGAUUGGGGAAGUCGAGGACCUGGCGUUUGUAUCUGACAGGCAUGCAAGUAUUACACAUGCCUUGGAAACUAUUUUCCCCGAUGCCUAUCAUGGUGCUUGCUACCACCACAUUAGUAUGAAUGUGGUUGCUAAAUUCAAGACUGAUCAUUGUCAUGUGUUGAUGUAUAAUGCGGCAUAUGCUUUUAGGAAAUUCGAGUUCCACGCUAACUUCGAAAAAAUCAAAUCAAAAGACCCAGCCAUUGCUCAAUACCUAGAAGGAAUGGGUUUUGAUAAGUGGUCCCGUGCUUACUUUCCUAGAAAUGGGUAUAAUAUAAUGACAAGCAAUUACGCUGAAAGUUUCAACAAUAAGACCCGGGACGCUAGGAGCUUUCCGAUAACUACAUUCGUCGAAUUUAUUCGCUUCACACUACAGUCCUGGUUCUGUAAUAGGAGAGAAACUAGCGAGAAGACAACUACCACUCUUGCACCGACCUAUGAGAAAAAUUUGGUGGAUAUGGCUGAGAAAGCUCGAUUCUUGAUUCCUUAUGCAAUAGGGAGGCAUGAGUUCCAUGUGUUAGAUGGUGAGCUGAAUGGUGAAGUCGACCUCCUGAAUAAGACAUGCACAUGCGGCGUGUUUCAGAUUAUUGGUAUCCCAUGUGCUCAUGCACUAUCUGGAUCCCUUAAGCGAGGGGUGAACUUUUAUUCGUUGUGUUCAGAUUACUAUAAAAUUGAGAAAUGGAGGUCCUCUUACAUAGAAUCUAUAUAUCCUACUAGUAACGAGGAAGAGUGGAUUGUUCCACAUGACAUUAUGACAAUAACAGUGAGAACACCUGCGCAGAAAAACCCGGUUGGUCGUCCAAAGAAGAAACAAGGUAGGCCUAAGACGAAACGUCAUCCUUCCAAUGGAGAUAAAUUGGUUGUUCCACGCAAGUGCAGCACUUGUGGAGGUCUAGGCCAUAAUAGGGCAACUUGUAAAGUUCGUGUUUGA